CAUUGCUCGUCAUCACUCUGAUCAUGCCCAUUCUUUGGACCGUCGGGCCCCUCGACGUCCAAAAUGCUUCGCUUCAUAUGUUUUCGUGGUAGAUUGGCCGCUAGCACAUCCCACCUUGCUGCCUGUCCGCCUGCUUUACCUCCCCCAAGGAGCUUCUCGACCACGAGUCACUCGCGAUCGGCAAAACAAGCUCGAAAACCAUGGAAAAAAGGCAAGCAAAAGAAUGGCAAAACGAAGAGACGACACGCAAAAGUCAGCCAAGCAGAGUCCAACGCCACAUUCAUUCCGAACGACGUCGCCAAAUGGCCGGCACCAGAGGAUACGCAAGGAGGGGCGCCGGCAUCUCAGCAAACAGAGCGCGGGCAGGAAGAGCCAGUCAAUGGCGCGACACCGUCGCCUGCCAAACAUGAGGCAGGAGCAGGCACCUGGAGAUCUUUGCGAUCGGCGCUGCGAUCAAACCCUGCCAAGGUGGCAGGUUUCCCACCGAAUCUCUCAGGCGAGCCUGUGGCGAGGGGAAUAAAAGAUGCAGCGCAAGAAGUCAGCUCAUGGAGGCCUGAGAAAGACGGCGGCAGCUCCAGAAAGCCGGCUAGCAGUACGGCCAAGAAAACCAUGGCGAAAGUUCCACUCGACGUCAAGAUCAUUCGACCGCGACAGUUAAAACUCUGCCCAAUAGAAGAGGGGCCCUCAAACGUUCCACAGCUCGCGCACAACCUCGACCGCGUGCUCUUCAACCCAGGCGUCUACCACAUUCAAGACCACCGCUCAGGAGUCUUCAAUUUCGAUCCUUCACUAGCUACGAUCAUGCCGGUGGCGGAGUUCGACUAUAGCGCCCUGUCCGAGUACAUCACCUCGUCCGAAGAUGUCAAGCUUCGGCAGCUCAGCGCCAAACACAGCAAGAAGUACUGUGGCUCCACAUCGAGCAUGACUUCCAUACUCUCACACUUCCACUUUCUGCUAUCUGCGUGGCGCGAGCCGACAUUCGACAACCUGACGCGGUCGCUGGAACCAGAGUCGACAAGGUUUACAGCCCUUUCCCGCGGGCCAGCAGCGGCCUUUGCCCGGUACCAGGAUGGCGUCUAUGCCCUCGAUUCUAGCAAGGAGUAUGACACCGACAACAUUCUCAGCCUUCUCGGCAGGUCCAUGGAAAAGUUUUUCACACUACCCACGGAGGAGUUCGAGCGUUACCGCCGGACCAAGUCGCACCAGAUCCCCAAGCAGGAGCGCAACGCCGAAGAAUCAUACCACUACACGACAUUGGGUGAUUUCAUGAUGCGGUCGCAGCUUGACGCUCAUGACCCGCGACUACCUGGGUCUGGCAUGUUCGAUUUGAAGACGAGGGCGGUCGUGUCUAUCCGCAUGGACGUGGAAGGCUACGAAAAGGGCGUUGGCUAUGAGAUUCGGAAACGUUUUGGCCAGUGGGAAUCGUUUGAGCGCGAGUAUUACGACAUGAUUCGGGCGGCCUUUCUCAAAUACUCAUUACAAGUUCGGAUGGGGCGGAUGGAUGGCAUCUUUGUGGCGUUCCACAACACACAGCGCAUUUUUGGAUUUCAGUAUAUCCCCUUGUCGGAGAUGGACCACGCCAUCCACGGCACGCCAGACCUACGAUUGGGAGACCAGGAGUUCAUGUGCAGUGUUGCCCUGCUCAAUGAUCUCAUGGAUCGAGCGACAGAGAGAUUCCCCAAAAGAACGCUGCGGUUGCACGUGGAGACACGUCCGACCAAAGUUCCAUUGACAUAUUUCUUCGUCGAGCCCGUCACCGAAGAGGAAAUGAGACGGACCCAGGAAGCGGGCAAGCCGUCCGUGGAGCAAGUCAAGCGAGAGAUUAUCGGUCUCAGCCGGGAAGUGAGCGAGGCAAAAUCGGCGCAGGAGGAGGCAAAUGCCCAGGCCGCUGCUCAGCAGGCGCAGUCGGAUGAGACGGACAAGGUUGCGGCCGAGGCGACGCCGAGCGAUCCGCAGAACGACGCGGCCUGGAAAGAAUUGAUGGCCAUGGUUGACGACUCGGUUGAAAACGAGAGCCUAGGCAUCUCGUCCGUCAAGGAGGCGGUCCAAGACGCGCUUGAGCAAAGCGGACUGCUCAGCGACAAGACGGAAGUGCAAAGCGAAAAAUAUGUCGACGAUAUGGUUGCGGCAUUGACGGCACAUUCAUCGGCGAUCAAAGAGGCCGGCGAGGCGGCCGAAGCCAGAGACGCGACGGAGGGAGGCGGACGGGCAACGGAGUCAUCAGGCCAAGAGACGGAGACGGCGACGGCGUCGCUCACCAACCUCAUCUUACGGGUCACGGAGGGCAUCGACGACAAGUUGAGCAACCUCAAGACGUUUGAGCGCAAGUUUGCCGACUUGGUAACACAAGCCAAGAAGGCGGAAGUUGCCGGCGGCGAGCAACCAGUCAAGGACGAGGACGAGCCUGGCGAAGAGUCAACGGAGCUCGACUCUGCCGUCGAAGAAGUCGACAAGGAUGGUGAGGAGCCAGAGGAGCAGGAUCGUGAGAUCCUCGGCAUGUACGUGACGAUUCGCAACCGGGUCAACGGUACCUUUGUGGAGCGGCCGUCAAGCCCGGAGGAUAAGUUCGACUGGUCGGUGCAAUACGCCAUCACGGAGCUGCCAGACCACCGAGCGCAGCAUAUCUACAGGAGUAUCAUGAAGCGGCGGAAGGAGGUUCUAGGGAGUGACCCGGAGGCACGGGCGGCCAACUGGCACCGCAUGUUCAAGGGAACGUUACCCAUUAUGGCAAAGAAGGGCGAGGAGUACAGGGCGAUGAGGACGAAGCAAGAGGCGGGAAACCCAGUGCACGUUGCAUGGGACAAGAAGCCUCUGUCUUACGAGGCGACGCGGGCGGAGACAGCGGCAGGGAACGAGUAACGAUCGUUGCAUGCCGUUGGACUAGGAAUGCGCAUGGCGACGAUGUGUCUUUGUUUGGGGGGACGGAACUGGCUGCGGAGACAUGCCCUGCCUACUAACGUACUGGGUAGUCCUGCGGUCUUGUAAUCUAGUGUACAUGUAGCCCGGUGCGGCAGAGCGGCACGAGACGAGGUGAGACGAGGGGAGACGAGGUCGCCGCCGCGAUGAAGCCGACUCACCCCGUGCUCCGGUCUGAAAACUGUAACAUAUCACGACGACCAAGCUA
Molecule: messenger RNA, 3124 nt
Organism: Purpureocillium takamizusanense
Lineage: Eukaryota; Fungi; Ascomycota; Sordariomycetes; Hypocreales; Ophiocordycipitaceae
Exons: 1
Coding region: 64-2859 (931 amino acids)
Biological process (GO): mitochondrial RNA 5'-end processing
Cellular component (GO): mitochondrion; mitochondrial envelope
Source: RefSeq, a predicted model, not a curated record